Molecule: messenger RNA, 1342 nt
Organism: Callorhinchus milii (elephant shark)
Lineage: Eukaryota; Metazoa; Chordata; Chondrichthyes; Chimaeriformes; Callorhinchidae
Exons: 2
Coding region: 320-1027 (235 amino acids)
Source: RefSeq, a predicted model, not a curated record
CGUCGGUUUGGGAAACGAAACUAAUUGUGGAAGAGAUUUACUCAGUGUUGUCAGUGUUGUCAGUACCCAAAAUCGAAAUCGCCUGUACAUUCUCGAGAAGGUUUCUGUGUUGAUGUUAUUAUCCUUCCACUUGAUCAGAGAGUGAGGAGAGAGAGGAGAGAAUGAGAGGAGAAAGAGACAGAUUCCCCAUCGCCGGAAUCAAAGCUGUUCCUUGAGCGCUCGUCACGACAGGAGGACGUCCCGCGGCAAGACCCUGACAGCCGCGUUGGGAGAGGGGUGUGCGUGAGCCCCAGACGCGGAGCCCAGCCAGCCUGAAACCAUGGGGUGCUGCGGCAGCAAGGAUUCCGACAACGAUGAUGUUCCGGACAGAGUUGUGGUGAACCAGGGGGUCCACAGACAAGCCGUUGUCCCGAGAAACAGCGGAGUUCAGACCCGUCAGGUGGCCUCGAGAAGUGGCUUUGGCCCGAGAAUCGGAGAGGUGAAGGUGAAGAAGGUGCGGUCCGCAGUUGCCGCUGCCUCUGCCUCUGCCACUGUACCAAAACCCGGAAGAGUUCAGGCGCACGAUGUGGCACCUCCAACUGCCUUUGCCAAGAUAUUCUCUGCGUUCGUGGAUAGAGAGUUACCUCAGGAUGAGCUGGACGGGCGUGGAGGUCGUCACUGGGAGGAGAACCAGUUCUUCCAAAUCUUCUUCUCGGCGAUGGACAAUAAAGCCGGCUUCAAGGGGAUCCUGAGGCGCUGGGAGAAGGCGUUGCAAGAGACCGUGGAUUCGGGGGAAAACGUGAAAUGGCCCAAGAUCUGGCUGAAAAAGGGCGGCUACAUCACCACCUUGCAGCGGAUCCAGGGCCUGAUCCAGAGAGGAGACAAGAGUUUGCCUAUGGCCAAGCUCAGAGAGUGGGCCACGAAGGUGGUGAACCGCAGGAAGCAGGAGUACCAGAAGGCUCAGGGCCGGCACAAAGCCGACUCCAACCACCUCAAGGCUUUGGAGACUUGGAAACAGCUGGACAGAGCACUGCAGGCCCAGGGGUAAGGGAAGUCACAUAGGCUGAUCCCCUCCCCCCAUCUCACCCACUGUCCAGAGGGCCUGUUGGUGAUGAUUGUUUUAUGGUACAUUAUGUGGUUUUAGCUGGUUUAGAGUCCAACUAUUAUCCUUAUCGCAGGAUUAUCCAAUAUGUUAGCCACGAACCACAUGUGGCGAAUUGGGAAUCCAGAUGCGAAUGAAAUUCCAUUUUGCUUUGACAGUAAAAGUGUAAUUCACACUAUCAGUUGGGCAUGUGAUCUCAAUCCGCGUAAUCCCAUGUGAACUUUAAGCUGUGUAUUUGUUAAUAAAAUGUUAGUACGAAAA